AUGAAGAUCUCCAUGUUUUCCGAACUCGCCCUGGGCAGGACACUAGUCCUUCUACUCUCAGCAUGCAUCGUCACUUCUGCAAUCAGCCUAGAUGCGAUUAUCCACAGGAUUCCACGCAAUUUAUUUGGACGAAGUUUACCGGGAUCUCUGGCUCUCGCACCAGAAGGCGCAGUGGGCCAGUAUCAACCUCCACCGGGGCCGGUCAUAUACGGAGCCCUACCGACGGAAACUGGUGAAAUACCACAGGGGACUCCAUUGGCAUCGACAACUCAGAGUACAAACACCAAACCAAUAGGAACUCCCAUUGACUCAGGGGAAAACAAACCCAAUGCCAUUGACGAUCCUCGCAAACAUAUCGCUCCCGUCUCGGAAAUGGACGCGUUUAUAAUGAAGACAUACACUGCAUCAGCAUGCAAAGGUGUAUCUCAAUCACUAGCGAGUUUAGUUGUCUCGGUCUCUAUCUCGCUAUUAUGCUUGUGA
Molecule: messenger RNA, 480 nt
Organism: Aspergillus calidoustus
Lineage: Eukaryota; Fungi; Ascomycota; Eurotiomycetes; Eurotiales; Aspergillaceae
Source: the annotation of a GenBank genome assembly